UUUGCAUGUAUUAAAGUGCAAUUAAUUUUCAUUCAUUCGUUUUGAUUAUAUGGUUUUCAGUUCAUUUUGCGUCGACAAUGUUUCUGGCAAUGUUUUUGGCUCUAUGUUUUUUCAUCGUUCGAAGCAAAGCAGUACCCCCAGAAGAAUGUUUUGCUAACUUCAGAUGGGAUGAUUGUGGACAAACACCCGAGCCAGUUAUUUAUUACUGGAAACCUGGGUCCAGGUGUGAAGUAGGUACGUGGCGCGGAUGUCUACCAAACCCAAACAUGUUCAAAAACGAGGACGAAUGUACAAAAACAUGCAUAUUUGAUAAUAUUAUCUAUAAACGCUUCGAUGAUGUGACCGGUUUCGAAGAGACAUUGCCAUUCAAUGUCACGGUGGCUGCUGACGAAACGUCGCCAUCCAAUGUCACAAUGGUUCCCGAUUAUUCCACGACAGUGACGGUUGAUGGUGAAACGUUGGUUCCCAACGUUGAUAACGAGACUUCUAAGGACAGUAAAGGUGCAAAGUCAAACGAUACUACGAUUCCCGAUAGUAAAUUGCCUUCCAACGGAAGUUUACUUUCCAACGAGACAAACACACCAGCUUCAAACGAUGCGUUCAAGCCUGAUGAUCCCGCAGGUUCCAACAAAACACCUGCUGAGGAGAAUGAACCUGAUGAACAAGAGAAAGAUAACAAUAAGCCUGACGAAACACCUGCUCAGGCACCGCAAGACGAGUCAGCUAAUGAACAAGAGAAAGAUAACAAUAAGCCUGACGAAACACCUGCUCAGGCACCGCAAGACGAGGCACCUAACGAACAAGAGAAAAAUAACAAUAAGCCUGACGAAACACCUGCUCAGGCACCGCAGGACGAGGCAUUUAAUGAACAAGAAAAAGAUGAUGAUAAGCCUGAUGAAGAAGAGAAACCAGUAGGGCGUAGUCGAUUAGCUAGCUUUUUAAAGGGAAAGUAAAUUUUGUGAAUUAAAAUCUACUUACUCAUAUUUU
Messenger RNA from Aricia agestis (brown argus), 987 nucleotides. Its product is annotated as PGC-1 and ERR-induced regulator in muscle protein 1-like. The record is from RefSeq and is a predicted model, not a curated record. Lineage: Eukaryota; Metazoa; Arthropoda; Insecta; Lepidoptera; Lycaenidae. The coding region runs from base 78 to 953 and encodes 291 amino acids. Gene Ontology annotation, molecular function: serine-type endopeptidase inhibitor activity. The transcript is spliced from 2 exons.